AUGACCAGAUGGAAAGAUGCCACGCUGUACGAGUUAGAGUCGAGCCCUAUCGCCACCCAUUACGUGAACCUCGACCUCUGUCGAAAGGAGGAUGUUUUACGAGGGGGCUGGAAAUUGCGGGGGUGCUGGUAUCAUUAUGACAAGCAGGUUAUCGGUCCGCACGGUCCCCUUUUACCCAUCCGGGUGGAACAGUUAAGUGAAGGACCAGGCCUUUUCAUUUUCCGAGACUACAUUCCACUCGGCUGGAUUCCAAAGUUACAAAAUUAUGUAGUUCCAGUAAUGCGAGCCGAACAGGUACCACCCACAUCCGACUGGCCUGCGGGUGAACCGAGCAUGGCUAACUUUGCGUGGAUCCACGAUGCUGACAUAGGAAAUGCGACGGGUGUCUGGCUUGGGCGCAAAGUAGAAUUGACCACCGGUCUCAAAGCUGUCGGUAUCCUGUCUGAGCGCCUUAAGGUCGCAUUGUACUCAUUAGUAGCUGAAUUAUCGCCCCAUCAUGACGCACAUUUGACCUUCUCAAGCGUUCCUAUUGACCCGAAAAACUAUAUUGAUUAUGCUGCAACUCUACUUAUUUACCUGAACACAGUGGAGCGUGGUGGCUCAACGGUAUUUCCCGCAGCCGGGAUCGCGGUUGCGCCACGAAAAGGCAACGCUCUGUAUUAUCACUUGCUAUGGCGAAAUGGAACCAUAGAUAAGAGAUGGGUCUAUGCAACUUGCCCAAUUCCACUCGGUGUAAAGUGGACUACUACAAAGUGGAUCAGAGAUAGUGAAAAUAUUUUGAAUAGAAAUUGUGAUGUUGACCAAAAUGUCUAA
Messenger RNA from Folsomia candida, 813 nucleotides. Its product is annotated as prolyl 4-hydroxylase subunit alpha-2. NCBI's taxonomy places the organism in Eukaryota, Metazoa, Arthropoda, Collembola, Entomobryomorpha, Isotomidae. Gene Ontology annotation, cellular component: endoplasmic reticulum. The transcript is spliced from 3 exons. Gene Ontology annotation, biological process: peptidyl-proline hydroxylation to 4-hydroxy-L-proline. The record is from RefSeq and is a predicted model, not a curated record. The coding region runs from base 1 to 813 and encodes 270 amino acids. Gene Ontology annotation, molecular function: iron ion binding; L-ascorbic acid binding; procollagen-proline 4-dioxygenase activity.